This is a messenger RNA of Gryllus bimaculatus (two-spotted cricket), 873 nucleotides long. NCBI's taxonomy places the organism in Eukaryota, Metazoa, Arthropoda, Insecta, Orthoptera, Gryllidae. The record is from the annotation of a GenBank genome assembly.
ACUGUGGUGAGCUACCAGUCGAAACAGAAAUAUCACAUUGUAACACAGUUGACGAAGAUUUUGUCGCCAUGAAGAGUUACGCGUUGCUAACUUUCUUAUUUAUGAAAGUCGUUCUUUCUCAGGCUCAUAUGUACGGCUACGGGUACGCAGGUGGCUACGCAGGCGGGUAUCCAGACUUUUAUCCAGGCUAUUUUGGCGCCGGGCCGUUCUUGGGUCCCAGCGCGCACUACAGUCCACACUUAACAGUGGGCGGAGGAGUGUUGCCAUAUGGAUACCCACCCUUCGCAGGCGGCCUGCCGAUCCAAGGCCCUCCGCACCCUUAUGGGCUCAUGCCCAUUGGCGCCGUAGCCAUGAUGGGCUUCUCUGCACCCCCCUAUCCCUACGGCUUCACUCCGGACUUCUUUUGAAUUUUAUUCAAAACUGAUAUUUUGGGUAUGUUUUAUUACUCACAGCAGUUUUCCUCACUGAACGAAAUUGGAUGUAAAGAAAGUUAUUAUAAAUCGAAAUUUCGAUAAGUGACAAUUUUAUAUGUUAAAUUUCGUAUUUCACAUAUUACUUUAAAAAAUAUGUGUGUUGUAUUAUGUUUAUCCUGACCCUUUUUUGGAUUGUGUUCAAUUGAGGAUGUUGAUAAAUGAUGAUAAGUAUUAAUACUUGUGUAUGUUACUUGCAAAUUCAUUAUGUUUAAACCAUAUUGUGGUGGUAUUUUGAUUUAAAUUCACAAAUUAGUUUUUAAAUAAAUUUACUUCCUCCUACAGUAUAAACGAAUAUAUAACAUGCUUUCCGAAAAUUUUUAUUGUUUCGAAAGUUGUCACAUUAUUUGAUAAAUUUCGAAAUUUACAAAUAACUUUUAAAUAAACGCAAGACUUAGAAAAG